CACCAGUCUUUAUUUAUUUUGUCAGAAACCUGUGCAUUAAAAAGUGAAGCACAGACUGUAAUAAAUUGGCCGGCAACACAUUUUGACAUCAAAUCAAACUGUAAUUAGAAACAUGAAAUUGGAACUGUGAUGUGUCACAUUAAAAUAGAGCUAACUACCAUUAAAUUACCUCAAUAGUACCACUCAUAUCUGAUUAGGUUAAAAGGACUGCAUGUAACUGCAUGAUAUAGUACAGAAAUUAGGCAGACUAUCAUCCGUUUCCUAGUUUACUCUUCGGUUGGGAGGUCGAGAGAAGGAUGGAAUGUCGGGAAAGGAAAACAUUUUCGUAAUCUCUCUCGCGUAGGGAAAGAAGGAAAAUAUUACCUCACAUACCUUACACACACCCAUAUAACCUGCCAUCCGCAAACACAGCAAGAAAAAAAGAUGUUUUAAUGCAGUAGCUUACAGCCCAUUAGUUUACAUAAUGGUUAUGGUUUCUUCCUAGACUCCACCCUCGAAAUCGAUGCAUAGACUUGAUCUACUGAUGAUAGGAAAUUUUAAAUUUUUGACAAAGUCACCACUUAAUACUCCACAAUUAACCAAAUCAUUUUUAAAGUCAGCCUAUUAUAAGAUGUGUCACUUAAGAACUGCACAUGAAUGAGUCAAAGUCAAGCUAACCAUGUAAGACCUGGCCAUCCAGGCACUGGAUACAACUAUACAAUUCAUAUCUGAAUGAAUUAACAAUCCAACUAAUCCAAACACAACUCUCCUAGCAAUGGGUUCAAACUCUAACCAGCUUCACUUUAUCCUUAUCCCUCUAUUAGCACAAGGUCAUAUGAUCCCUAUGAUAGACAUAGCAUCACUCCUAGCAGAGCAGGGUGUGAUGGUAAGUCUGGUUACCACCCCUCUCAAUGCCUCUAGAAAUGCCGCAAGUAUCCAACGAGCAGCAGAAUCUGGCUUGCAAAUUAGGAUUCUGCAAAUCCCUUUUGUAUGCCAGAAAGUUGGGCUUCCUGAAGGUUGUGAAAAUCUCGACAUGAUUCCUUCACGUGACCUGAUCAAGAACUUCUACAAAGCAAUGGAUGAAAUGCAAGAGCCAUUGGAAGAAAAUCUACAACAGUUAAAGCCCCCAGCAAGUUGCAUAAUUUCUGAUAAAUGCCUCUCCUGGACAUCAAAAACAGCUGAAAAAUUCAAAAUCCCAAGGAUUGUUUUUCAUGGCAUGAGCUGCUUCUCACUCUUAGCCUCACACAACAUAAAACUCCAUAACACUCACCUAUCAGUUUCUUCCUCUUCACAACCUUUUUUAGUGCCUGGCAUGCCCUACAGAAUUCAGAUUACAAAAGCACAGCUACCAGGAUCAUUCAUAGCUUUCCCAGAGUUGGAAGAUAUUAGGGACCAGAUGCGAGAGGCUGAAUCAAGAGCAUUUGGGGUCAUAGUUAACAGCUUCAGUGAUUUGGAGCAUCAAUGCAUUGAAAAUUACCAGAAAGUAAUCAAUAAGAGGGUGUGGUGUAUUGGACCUGUUUCUCUAUGCAACAAGAAAACUGAAGAUAAGUUCGCAAGAGGCAACAAAGCCUCAAUCAGUGACAGUGAAAUCUUAGAGUGGAUGAACAGCGUAAAACCAAGAUCUGUUAUUUAUGUGUGCCUGGGUAGCCAGUGCCGCUUAGUUCCAUCACAGUUGAUAGAACUUGGCUUAGGCCUGGAAGCUUCUAAUUAUCCUUUCAUUUGGGCUGUAAAAACAGGAGAGAAGUGGACAGAGCUUGAGAACUGGCUCGCACAAAGCAAAUUUGAAGACAGGGUCAAAGGAAGGGGACUUCUUAUCAAAGGUUGGGCUCCACAAGUGCUUAUAUUAUCCCACCCAUCAGUAAGAGGAUUCUUGACGCAUUGUGGAUGGAAUUCAACAAUAGAAGGCAUUUGUAGUGGAAUACCGAUGAUAACGUGGCCUCAGUUUGCAGAGCAAUUUCUCAAUGAGAAGCUAACGGUAGAAAUUCUAAAAAUUGGUGUCCGUGUAGGAGUUGAUAGCCCCGUUAGAUUUGGAGAUGAAGAGAAGGCUGGGGUUUUAGUGAAUAGACAUGAAAUUUCACGUGCAAUUAGCAUCUUGAUGGACAGGGGAGAGGACGGAGAAAAGAGAAGAGCGAGAGCAAAACAGCUUGCAGAAAUGGCAAGGCAGGCUGUCACAGAAGGAGGGUCCUCUAAAACUGAUCUCUCUCUUUUGAUACACGAAAUUAGGAAGCAGUCAAUUUUAUCUAUAGUUUAAGGUAUAAAGCUGUUGUGUAAUUUCCAUAUUUUACAAAUUCUGUAACCCUUUCACUCAAGUAUUUCCCAGUUGCUUAUAGAGUUGUGAUUUGUUAAUACUACAGAACAAUCUGAACAAAAAUUUCAAGGAA
Beta vulgaris subsp. vulgaris (sugar beet) is the source of this 2360-nucleotide messenger RNA. Its product is annotated as UDP-glycosyltransferase 73D1. Gene Ontology annotation, molecular function: UDP-glycosyltransferase activity. The transcript has a single exon. The record is from RefSeq and is a predicted model, not a curated record. Bases 755 to 2230 code for a protein of 491 amino acids. Lineage: Eukaryota; Viridiplantae; Streptophyta; Magnoliopsida; Caryophyllales; Amaranthaceae.